This is a messenger RNA of Linum tenue, 900 nucleotides long. NCBI's taxonomy places the organism in Eukaryota, Viridiplantae, Streptophyta, Magnoliopsida, Malpighiales, Linaceae. The record is from the annotation of a GenBank genome assembly.
AUGGGCAGUGGUUACUUUGGAGAGCCAAACAUGGGGAAUGAUCACCAUCAUCAGCAGCAUGAAAGGGGAGGAAGUGGGUCAUCUUCAAGAAAGGGGAAGAAGAACAGUUCAUCAUCAGAGAAUAAUAAGCAGCCUAAGCAGCCACAAAGAGGGCUUGGUGUUGCUCAGUUGGAGAAGAUCAGGUUAACUGGUCAACUGGGCUGCACCACCAACAACAACACCAACAGCAGCAACUUUCAUCAUCACCCUUCUUUCCAUACUCCAUACCACCUCCAGGAGGAUAUUAGAGGAGGGCAUACCGGUUAUGGCUCAUCGAUACCAUCUUCUUCCUUCUCAUAUUCUUCCUCCUCAUCUCUGCCUUCUUAUGGCUACAACCCCAACAUCAUGAUGGGAGUUGGAGAUUAUGAGAGGACCAACAAUAUCGGAUAUGGCGUUGAUUCACAACCUUCCACGAUUCCAAGUUGGAAUCUGGGCAGCUACGAGUCUCAUCAUCAGCAUUCCUUGCAGCCAGGCGCAGCGAGACACCUUUUCAAUCUACACGAGACAACGUCAAGGAGCAAGAAGCACAGGAGUGAUUCGAUCGGGUCGAGCAGCCAGAACUCUGAAUCAAGUGAUAGUCAAGAACUCGACUUGGAGCUCAGGUUGUCGCUGUGACAGAUCAAAGUAUUGUAUGUCUUGUUCAUCUUCUUUACAAAUCUGGAAGCUGUGGGGGGAAAGCAACAAGCUUUUUAUGCUACUUAUAAGGCAUCAAAACCAUUGAUUUGAUGGAGGGGGGAAACAAGAAAGAAUAUUAUUCUAGUUUUUUCUUGGUCUUGUUGGUGAAUUGUCAUUUGGCCCACAGAAAAUUGAAUGAGAAGAAAUCAUAUCAUAUCAUAUCAUGCACCCUUUAUAUAUAUGUGG